AGCGGUGGUGUGACAGCUCGUGCUACGAGGGUCCGCUCGGAGUUGCCGCUGCCGCUGCUGCCUCUUCAGUGCGCCCGCUUCGCGAAGGCAGCUACACCGCGUGGCUCGGCGCCUCUUUGGUGAAGCCCACCGCCGACCGACACCCCGCCGGGCACAUGGCUUCGGACGGGCCGCCGUCGGGCUGGCGUCGGCGCCGUUUCGCCGGCUGGGACCUUUCGGCGACCUUGUUGGCCGGUGGCACGCACCUGUGUCUGUCUCUGUGCAUCCUGUCGUCUUGCCUGCCAGCCGGUCCGCUGUCCGCUCUGUCACCGGUGCUCGCGGCGCCGUCGAACGUCAACGACAAAUCGUCCGGCGCCAAACCACCGUCCCCUGUCGAGCGCUGCACCAACGACCAGUACCAGCGCUGCCUGGCGUCCCUGGAGAGCGUAGCCAAAGGCGAGGACAUCACCCUGGUCACCAGCAAGAGGGAGCUGCACCACGUCUGCAGGAAGCUGAAGCGCGUGGUGGACUGCGUGGACGAGCACACGGCGCAGUGCUUCGACGCGACGUUGCAACGCCUCUUCAACCAGGUGGUGGCCGGCGCCAAGGAGACCAUCGCCGAAGUAUGCCUGCCGGGAGACACACAGGACGACUUCCUUCGGCACGCCCGCUGCAACCGUAACGUGACGCUGGACGAAGAAAAGUGCGCCCCUGCCUACCGCCGCACACUGGAGCUGGCCAAAACCGUGAGCCAGGCGCAGGACGUCGACCACGGGCUCAAGAGAUCCUGUUGCGCUUUCAGCGAGUUCGUGGAGUGCAAGAACUUCCACGUGGAACGCGACUGCGGCGACCGGGCGAGCGCCUUCUUCGCGCGCCACAUGCAGCGCAUCUCGGGGCCGCUCAUCGAGGACCACUGCGGACACUACGCGCACGGCGGUAGCUGCGACGACAGCGCCGCCUCCUCGGCAGACCGCGGAACUAUAGCUGGUCGCCGGUGGCCGCUGCUUCUGGCCGCAGCGCCCAUCGCAGUCACGGCCGUCUGGUCCGUCAGUGCAGGGCGCCGUUGAACCAUUGAACCACUAACAAGGCAGUGUGUUUAAGAGAAAGCUGGAAAGGUUGAUCUACACUCUUAAACACAAAAGGUGUCCGCCUAGCGACUGUUUUAUCGCGGGAGUUUACAGCGUGCUUGUUUCUUAGUGAACUCCGUUUUACUGAAGGUCUCCGUGAUCUUCUGCGCGGUAUACGUUCGUAGGCGGUAACUGCGCGAAUAGGGAGCACGCAUCCCGCAAUCAAACCAAAGCGGAAUUAAAAUAAAAAUUUUAUUCCAACGAGCUUCGUCCGUGGUCCGAGCGGCGCUAUGCCCUCGUUAUCACCGGGAUAGGCUGGUAGUGAACUGUGGAUGAUAAGAGAAGAAUAUAGCAUAGAGGCGAAAGGAAUUCUUACAUUGUACCGGCCCAAUUGUUGUUAGUUAGCGCCGUGCGUUGUCUGUGUCUUAUCGCCGUCCUGUACCGGUUUUGUGGCCUCGUAAGAUAAAAAAAGAACAACAAGCCCAGACCUACACGCUUCAUAAACGGUGCAUUCGUUCCAUGGAGAGGUAAUGUACUCCUCUGAAGAGUACGAGAAUAACUGAAGAAAGCUAUGAUUCCGGGCCAGUCAGUGUUGCAUUGUUCGAUAGAAAUUUCGCGCAGAAACACGGAACCAAAACAAACACACGCACACACACAAAAGUGUUGUUUACUUCUCUCGUGUACUUGCGCUGAAGUUUGUUUUUAACAGUGCAGCAGCUCUCAAAGACGGUCUCAAAUACGUGAAAAGUAGUUACUUCUUCAAAAAGGCGUUUCCAGCGUACCCUUUGCUCUUAAAGUGUUUAUGUACACGCGUGGCAUGAUAACGUAUGAUUGAAUUAAGCGCCUGUCUGUUGCUGUGCAUGGGAGGAAAACGUCCUCAUCGCGUCCUGAGAAUCUCUACCUCUUUGCUCUUCUGGCGCUUGGGGUGUGUCCUUACGCACGACAAAAGCCACAAGGACAGACGAGAUGAAGGACUGAGUCGCAGGAAAGCGCAGGACGAGACAGGUCAACGUUUGUAUUGUCAUUUCUUUCUCAUUGUACUCUCAUUAUCCCCAGUCCAUAACGCCGGGAACACAUCACCAAACUUUAUCUUCUGUAUGGAGUACUCAUAUGGCUGCGGUGUUGUGGCAUUGAAGUUUCACGCCACACCGAAUCACCUCUUCAGCAUCAACACUGAAGCCAAUUUUGUUUGUCGGUUUAGGAUUUUUUUCAGCUCAGUUGAUGGACUUUGUUCUGGAGUUUGUCCAUUUGGGCAACAGUCUCUUUGUUAUCUGUUUUUCUUGCUAUCAUAUCGCUAGUCGAAUCCGAACAAAAUGAAAAUUCAUUGAAAAGUAUGAGGGAUGUGCAAAGAUUAUUGGAUGCCUUUAAACAUGGAGAGGUGGUCGAACGGCUACGCGAUUACGUGUGAGACAUUGUAUAAUUACGAAGCAUUGUUACAUUUCAACUGUCAUCUUCAUCUUGCCUAACUCCAAAUGUGAAACAAAAUACAAAUGGUUAUGAGCAUGCUAUAAUUUAAGCAGGCAAGCUUCACCAUCAUGUAUACGAACAAACCAGGAUCGCACUAAUAUGUUUACAUACACUAUUGUGCUUGACGCAACAAAAUAAGUGGAAAAGAAAAAGAGCGUUUCCUACAUACAUACCUGAGCAUAGAAGUGUCAUUAUACGAGCAUCGCGUACCUGUGUUUACGUGUACGGUUUAUUUAACCGCAGUGUUGGUCGAAAGACGGAGCCACAUGCUCGUAAACACGCCACUCACAUAAGGUGCGAGAGUUGGUACCAUGAGUUCCAGCUUGCUAUACGCGCACUCUUCAUCAUUUGCGCAUCAUCUGGUAUUUCUCAUUUGCGUAUCUCUUGCAAGGAUAAAGCAGGCACUUGGAUACAAAGGAUGAAGAAGGGGGAGUAGACUGGGACGAGGUGAUUCUUCAGCUGGCGCAUGCAUUCACGUUGAGGAGCACUUACCGUUGCAUUCUUGACCCAUCAUUGUGGGUCAGAAGAUGGCAGGCUUUAAAUACCGCAAUAGGACGAGUGUCGAAGUUCAAAUGAAAUAAAAUGAAAUAAAAUCAAAUCAGAAGGUUGUAACUCGGGCUUCCUCUCAUCAGCGUAGGUUACGGUUAGCGGUGGCUGUAAAGCGUCGUUUCUCGUUUGAAUCAUCUAAAGCGAUGUUCUGUUUAGUCAGUCCUUAAACGGCAGACCAUGAUCAUCCGGCUUACUGCGAUCAAUGAGUAGCUUACGGUGGUAAUAAUUCAUGUACGGUGUCUGCUGGAGAUUUUCCUUCCUGUUAUCCCAACGCAAGCGCAAUUUAAGAAGGCAGUGCCGCUCAAAACUUCGACAGAGACAGGACGUUGCCAUCUCCAAUGCUCUGGCUGUUGAGCUUCUGAAAUAUUCACGUACUGGGCGUAUGGCAGCAUCCGAAUGAACAAUCUGGAGAAGCCGACAUGAGUUCUAGAAAUCGUAUUGCAUAUUGAUUAUGUAUAUUGUUUCCUUAUGUAAAUGGCGAACAUUAGUAAUGCACACGUCAGCCUGCCCAUGAAUAAUAUAUUAUGUUCGACUUAUUCUAUUUUUAUCAAUUUUCCUCGUCCAUUGUCAUUGAAUCUGAACACGCCACGGCGUCAUUAUCACUACAACUAAUCUGAAAAAUAAUUGCGAAUACUCGGCCUGAUAUAAUCAGAAUAUAAUCGAGCAAAGGCAAUCCUGUUAUCCCGCGGCCGCUCGUGGCAAGGCGUCGAGACAACACGACAGAGUGUAGGACGCUGACGUUCUUCCGCGAGCUUCUUUUGCAUUACCUCGUGGUUGUGGGAUCUAGGUAAAAGGCUUUGUCAGCACUCGACUAGGACUCCAAAAACCAACCCCAUAAAUCGCUUGUCAAAAUUUCAUUGUGACUGGAAGAGAGAAAAAAAUUCAGAACCCUUCCACUACUGUGAAGACGGAAGCCAGCGAAGCUGUGACUAUGGUGGGUCUGCUGUAGUGAAUAGUGCCCCCCCCCCCCCCCCCCCCCCACGAUUAGAAUGGGCGUAUCGUCGUUGGGCAUCACCCAACCGAACAUGUCUAUCAUGAACGUUCCGGUUGAGAAACUCGUGUUGAAACAUGGCGGUCGCACCGGGGAAGUUGGCGCUAGCGUUGCCGAGGCGUGCACCACCAAUGUCGGGUUCCUGAAGGGCAAGACGACGCUGACGUUCGGCCUCAACAUCGCGCUCGCUCAACUCAGGUUCCGGAGCUCUUCGCUGACGUUUCGCCUGGGCUUCGGAAGCCCUCACGCUAGAAUCGACACGUCGACGACGAGCCCUUUCCCGAGCGCGUUCGCGGUGGCAUUGCUCAAACGCGACAGGACACGUCGUCAGUUGCUCAUACCCCCCUUAAGCAAUGACUCAUACCCCCUAAACGCAGCCUCCCCAUUACGACGACAGUAGAGAAGUGAAAUUCGACGCUGGAAGGAUUAGCGGCAACGCAGCCAGCUGUGAAAGCAGACGACGAACGCGGGAGCAGUGGCACGAGCGCAAACCGCGGGUCGCUAAAGCGCCAGCUGCGGAAGAAGACGACGACGCUCGAGCCAAUGCUGAUGAUGAUAGUUUUUUUUUUCUACACGCGGACAUGAUCCUGGGGAACUAGCCCUUAACAGCUUCGCUGUAAAUGCCAAGAUGGACAGCUUGCUCGAUGUUUUACAGUACGGAACAUUGCUAAAGGGAACGCCUAAUUAGUAUUCUGCCGUCGCAAUACAGAGCUCUGUGAUAAGGCUGCGGGUUCUGAAACACUCUCGCUAAGAAAGGACCCAGAACAAAGUGCAAAAGCAAACAUAAAAAAGGGCAUUUUCUUGCUCAUUCUAUACAAGAACGCCACCUAGCCAAAAUACAUAUAAGAAAUAGUUUCUCAAUGGAACACGCUGAAGAUUCGCGGGAGUUUGACUUACUACGCAAGGAUAUCGUGAGAUAAUGUUCGCCCAUUCCCGACACCCAUGUCGUUCGUGGGUGCUGUCCCGCAAACGUAAACGUGCGUGCUCAUACAUUUUGCACAUUGCCCAUUCAGCAGUCUGUUCUAUCUGUUAAGCUUCACCGCAAUGUACCAACGCCACUCUAUGGGCAAUCUUUUUUUUUUACUUUUUUUCGGCUGAUAUAGGUCACAUUUAACAAUCUUUAGUAAGCAACGUUGAGAGGGUACGUUCUUCUAGUAACGUGCGCAUUUACUGCACUUUGUAACGUUAUAGCAGUGUUUUGGUCAAGAUUAGAACACUGGUUGAUCGGCGUGCACCAACGUAUCGCAGCCGAAGCCCCAAAUUGAAGUAUUUUUCGUGGCCGGGUUAUCCAUGCCUUCGCAUUGCCUCUGGUAUUGCGAUCAUCGCGCCAUCUCCCCUCGCAGCCACGCAGUUACAGCAUCAACUUCACCCAUUGCGUGCGUGUCAAGCGGAAAAGCCGAACGUUUGGAAGAAGCGAGAGUCGUGCGGCGAACACGGUCAUCAGGGAGGCAACAUCCGACACAUAUGCCUACUUAUCGCAUAAUAUCAGUCGCAUUUUCCUGAUUAAGUCGGAGAAAUGGUCCAGUCGCAUUGCUUUAAUUACAGGUUAGAUGUUCUCUUUAACAUUGAACCAUACUGUACAUUGUCGUCUAUAUAAGCAUUCUACAAUAUUAGAUGCAUGCCAAUUAAAUGCGCAGCAUUCGUAUCCUUUGUCUCAAGCCGUGGCGCCCUGUAAAUUUUUCCAUGAUGAUUCGAAAAACACAUGAGACAGAAGGUGGCGGUGAUUACCUCUGUUGAUCAUGGGCAAGAGGCGAAUGCAGACUCUUAGAAUUAUAUUGAAGUUCUACUGUAUUGACAUAACACUUGGCAUGAGAGAGUUCAUUUGCUCAUUUUCAUAAAUAUUGCAUUCUGAAUUUCGGUUCUGUUUUCAUGUCACUCAUACUUUAAAAUAGUGAAAGCUUGUUGAAUGCAUAGGCGUGUUCGGUUUCUUUCUUGUUGUCUGUCUCAUCUAACGUGUGCAGUAACUCGCCGUUUGCAUGUCCUCGGUGUUUCUUGUACAUAAACGUAUAUAUAGUCUUAUUGCGCUAUAGGCGACGUAGUGGCGCAUAUCGUACAUCAAGGAGUGAAUGAAGAAAAAUGUCCGUUUGGACGGUCAUGUUAUGGUUGUAUCGAACAGGAAUAAAAAGGUUGCCUCC
Messenger RNA from Dermacentor silvarum, 6188 nucleotides. RefSeq lists its product as uncharacterized. The transcript has 5 exons. NCBI's taxonomy places the organism in Eukaryota, Metazoa, Arthropoda, Arachnida, Ixodida, Ixodidae. The record is from RefSeq and is a predicted model, not a curated record. The coding region runs from base 156 to 1046 and encodes 296 amino acids.